Messenger RNA from Dothidotthia symphoricarpi CBS 119687, 1407 nucleotides. RefSeq names its product cytochrome P450. Gene Ontology annotation, molecular function: iron ion binding; monooxygenase activity; heme binding. NCBI's taxonomy places the organism in Eukaryota, Fungi, Ascomycota, Dothideomycetes, Pleosporales, Dothidotthiaceae. The transcript is spliced from 4 exons. The record is from RefSeq and is a predicted model, not a curated record. The coding region runs from base 1 to 1407 and encodes 468 amino acids.
AUGCCAAAAGCCACCGACUUCUGGCUCUCGAUCAAGGACAUUGCCAACAAAACCUAUCUCGAAACCGCGGUAAAACGAUACGCCAAAUGGUCUACAACUUACGAGGCGACGGCGCCGUCUUUCGCGAAACAAGUCUUCACCAUCGAUCCAGAGAAUAUGAAGACGAUUCUUCCGACGGACUUUGAGCGGUGGGAGCUUGGAGAUAGGCGCAGGGUUAUGUUACAAGACUUGAUCCAGAACUCCAUUUUUGUUGUUGAUGGGAAAGCUUGGGAACACUCGCGGGCCCUCCUCCGCCCCAGCUUCAAAAAAGUCAACACAGAAGACACCGGUUUCUUCGAGGCCCACUUCCAAGAGCUCCUCCAAGUCCUGCCCACCAUCAACUCGUUCUCCGGUCUCAUCGAUGUCGACCUACAACCUCUCUUCCUCCGCAUGACCCUCGACUCCGCGACGGAACUCCUCCUAGGCAAAUCCUUCCACGCUCAACUGUCGCAUUCCGAGCCCCAAACGAAAGCCUUCGUCGAAACCUUCGAUUUUGCCACAAGGAACGUGUACAAAUAUGAUACCUUACGCAACGGCUUCCUCUCCCCACUGGGAAUGCUCAACUGGGCUUUCCGCGGCGGCGGCAAAGACAAAUUCACAAAGUCCUGCGAGGCGGUUCACCGGGCCAUCGACGAUAGGAUCACACAACGACUGCAGGAGGGUUUCAGUAGUGCCGCGGAUAUCAAGAGGUAUAUUUUCUUGGAGGGUUUGUCGCAGGAGACGAACGACAAGACGCAGAUCCGCGACGAGAUCCUCAGCGUUCUGUUCGCGGGCCGUGAUUCCACUGGUUCUUUGCUCAGCAACGCCAUAUUCAUGCUGGCCCGGAAACCUGAGGUUUGGAACACGCUGCGUGAGGAAGUUAUGAGGGUAACGCAGGGAUGUUUGCCGGACGCUUCGAUGCUUCGUCAGAUGAAGUUUUUGCGCAAUGUUCUGAACGAAACCCUCCGACUCUUCCCACCAAUCCCAGUGAACGCCCGUGUUGCAAACGUCAACACCACCCUCCCACGCGGCGGCGGUCCCACUGGCCAAGAUCCCUUAUUCGUCGCAGCCGGAACUCGAGUCCAAUACCACUGUUACGCAGCUCACCGAUCAUUCGAAACGUACGGCCCGACUGCCCUCGAGUGGGACCCCUCACGUUGGGACGAUGCCUCCUUCAAACCGGGCUGGGGUUAUUUGCCUUUCAACGGCGGUCCCCGAAUCUGUCCCGGCCAAGUCUUCUCGACCUUCGAGUUUACGUAUAUCCUCGUGAGGAUGGCGCAGGAGUUCAAGUCGGUAGAGAGACGCGAGCCGAAGAUGGAGUACGAGUCUAGUAUUGGGCUUUCUACGCUGAAUCGGUUGGGGACUAAGGUUGCUCUGGCGAAGGCUUGA